Zea mays is the source of this 1979-nucleotide messenger RNA. RefSeq lists its product as uncharacterized. NCBI's taxonomy places the organism in Eukaryota, Viridiplantae, Streptophyta, Magnoliopsida, Poales, Poaceae. The transcript is spliced from 8 exons. Gene Ontology annotation, biological process: regulation of defense response; regulation of jasmonic acid mediated signaling pathway; response to wounding. Gene Ontology annotation, cellular component: nucleus. The record is from RefSeq and is a predicted model, not a curated record. The coding region runs from base 368 to 1600 and encodes 410 amino acids.
AAGGCUGCCGCGCGCAUCGUCAUCAGUUCACUAGUCAGUCGAGGUCGAGGGGCGGACGAGGAGCUGAGGAGAGAGAAGCUUCAAGGAGUUGGGGACUUGGGGGUUGCCGAGCUGUCCGUCUUUCCCCUCCCCUCCACCCACCAGCUACCUCGGGAGGGCAAGGCAAACAUCUGCGGCCUCCUUUCCCGAACCCGGGUUGGAUGGAGCGGGACUUCCUGGCCGCGAUCGGCAAGGAGCAGCAGCACCCGCGCAAGGAGAAGGCAGGCGGAGGCGCGGAGGAAUCAGAGUGUGCGGGCUUGGCUGCCAUGCCUGCCGAAUUCCUUCUGACGGCCGGCCUGCCGUGUACGCUCGAUUCGGGCGAGAGUUAAUGCGUGAAAAGCCACGAUGGAGAGUGGCCGAACCUUUCGGACAGCCGCGCGUGUCGUUAGUUGAUUUCGAGCUGCCUCUGCCUCUGCUUCUGCUUGCUUGCUGGUGGGAAGGACGGGGAUGCUUAACGGAUCCAUCUCUGGCUUACUUCGGGGCAGCAGCCGUCCCGGCGAUGGACUGGUCCUUCGCGAGCAAGCCCUGCGCCGCCCCGGCGCUGAUGUCGUUCCGGUCGGCGGCGAGGGAGGAGCCUUCGUUCCCGCAGUUCUCCGCCUUGGACGGCACCAAGAACACAGCCCCUCGUAUGCUCACGCACCAGAGAUCGUUCGGCCCCGACAGCACGCAGUACGCCGCGCUGCACCGCGCGCAGAACGGGGCUAGAGUCGUUCCGGUCUCGUCGCCGUUCAGCCAGAGCAACCCGAUGUUCAGGGUCCAGAGCUCGCCCAGCCUUCCGAACAGUACCGCGUUCAAGCAGCCGCCUUUCGCCAUCAGCAACGCCGUGGCCAGUUCGACUGUGGGUUCCUAUGGCGGAACAAGGGAUGCGGUGAGGCCAAGGACGGCACAACUGACGAUCUUCUACGCCGGUUCCGUCAAUGUGUUCAACAACGUCUCAGCUGAGAAGGCUCAGGAGCUCAUGUUCCUAGCCAGCAGAGGAAGCUCAGCCCCCGUGGCCUGUAAGCCAGAGGCUCCUCCUACUCUCGCUCCAGCGAAGGUCACAGCGCCUGAGGUUCUUCUGCCUGCGAAGCAGAUGCUGUUUCAAAAACCACAGCAUCUCUCGCCGCCUCCAUCCAGUGUCCCUGGCAUCUUGCAGUCUGCAGCUCUCCCCAGGAGCGCCUCAUCUAGCUCUAACCUUGACUCCCCAGCUCCAAAAUCUUCGGUCCCGUUAGCUGUUCCUCCUGUAAGCCAGGCUCCGCCAGCAACACUGAUCGCCACUACAACUGCAGCAGCAAUAAUGCCUAGAGCUGUCCCUCAAGCUAGGAAGGCGUCCCUUGCUCGAUUCUUGGAGAAAAGGAAGGAAAGGGUGACAACUGCCGCGCCUUACCCAUCAGCCAAGAGCCCACUGGAGAGCAGCGACACGUUCGGCAGCGGGAGCGCCAGCGCCAACGCCAACGACAAGUCCUCGUGCACAGACAUUGCCCUCUCCAGCAACCAUGAAGAGUCCCUGUGUUUAGGGGGGCAGCCCAGGAGCAUCAUCAGCUUCAGCGAAGAGUCCCCCAGCACCAAGCUACAGAUCUGAUCGUGCCGUGCCCAGUGUUCAUAGAUUUGUCCAGGCUGACCGAUGCAGAAAACCAUAAGAAUACUUUUUUCCACUCAAGAGGAAGAGAUUACUAUCGAUGCCGUUGUUGUUUACCGUGAUGCUGUUUUGCCGUGUUAGGUUACUGUACUGCUGGUACAGAUGGUAGUGCCCCCCACCCACCUAACUAACAAGAGAGCUGUCACUUGCAGACUCUUGAUUUUUUUUUGCCAUUUCUCUUGGAAAUGAACUCAGAUGUGUUAUUCUAGCAGUAAUCAAAUUAUACAGGCAUACAAAUUCUGCGCCAUUUGUAUGGCCAAAGUGUAAUACACUUGUUCUUGAAUUAUGAACCUCUCUCAAGCUGCAGAAUGCAAUUCUCGAU